Messenger RNA from Adineta steineri, 1677 nucleotides. The record is from the annotation of a GenBank genome assembly. Lineage: Eukaryota; Metazoa; Rotifera; Eurotatoria; Adinetida; Adinetidae.
AUGAAAUUUGAACAAUUACCAAAUGAAGUAUUCGUUGAAUGCUUUCAAUAUCUCAAUGCACCCGAUAUCUUUUAUUCAUUUGAUCGAUUAAACUAUCGGUUGUAUAUACUUAUUCGAAAUAUUCAUUUACAUCUCAAUUUUGAACAAAUUAAAAAGCCUUUAUUUAAUGAAUUUUGUCAAACAAUACGAAUAAAUCCGAAAAUAAAACGAAACAUCAUCUAUUUAAAAUUAUCAAAUAUAGAUACAUGUAAACAGAUUGAAUCAUUUUUUUCAUUAUUUCCAUUAAAUGAAUUUAUUCACCUUCGAUCAUUAUCCUUUAUUAAUUUGGGUUAUGAUGGUAUUGAACAAGUCUCAUCUAUGUUAACCUUAUUACCUGAUUUAUAUCGAUUUUAUGCUCCUGGAUGGAGAAUAGACGCACAGACUAUAUCUAAAUCGAAAAUACAAGUGUUAACAUUAGGAAACUAUCUUCCAACAUCUAUUUAUGAAACAUCGUCAGUUACAUCAUUACGAAUUUAUUUGUGUACUUUAUCUGAAUUACUAACACUAUUGAAUUAUACAUCGAUGUUAAAAUAUAUAAAAAUCGACAUGUGUAGUGAUUAUGAUAUGAAAUCUGAUUCUAGUAAGAUAUGUGCUGUUCAUUUAAAACAAUUACAUCUAAAUUAUUCUUCGACUUCUUUUGAACGUUUUGAACUGUUGUUAAAAUGUGUUCCAAACUUGAAAAUCUUUUCAAUCUAUGAUGACAAUGCAGACAAUAUGAUUGAUGCAGAUCGAUGGCAACAUCUCAUCAAAUCUUCAUUACCACUAUUACGUGUAUUCAACUUUAACUUUAGUUGUCGCUAUUCUGAAUCUUACGAUAAGAUAUUGAUCAAGCUUUCACCAUUUCAAACUGAUUUUUGGCAUCAAAAUAAUUGGUAUAUCAAUUAUGUAAUCGAUGACGGAAGAGCAUCCGUUUAUACUGUACCAUACACACCCACUCACUAUACAUUAACAUCUACUAUGAAGAAAUACAAUAGUUCAUCGACAUAUGAUUUAAAUGAAUUUGAUAAUGUUAAGUCUUUAUCUUUAUUUUCAAAUGCAAUUACAGAUGAUUCAUCAUGGUAUUUUCGAAAUGUUCAAUCAUUAAGUUUAGCAAGUAGUCGUUAUCCCCGUGAUCGUCGUGAUGAAGACGAUGAGUACGAAUUAAAAAUAGAAUAUUUAAAGAAGAUGGUCAACUUAUCAAAUAUUACAGAAUUGGAAAUUACAAAAAAAUGUGUCAUUAAAUCCGAAUUACUAUUUCAAAUAUUAAAGCAAAUGCCAAAUAUAUCAUCAUUAAUAUUAAAGAAACAAAUAAGAAGUUCAUUUUAUACUCAUCACGAACUCUGUGAACUUUUGAGUAAAAAAAUAAAAAUAUUGGAUUUUACUUAUCCAUCUUGGGAUCAUUAUAUUGUAAUUCAAGAUUUAGAUUGGUUUUGUAAAACAUUUUCAAAUAUCGAAGAACUUCAGUGUGAUAUCGAUAAUGUUGAUGAUAUUUUAUUAAUAUUAACAAAAUGUUCUAAAUUAUCAAAAAUAAAAAUCAAAUGCGUUACUAAACGAAUCUAUACAUGGUUUCAAAACAAUACAUUAACAUCAAAUGUUUAUAUUAAUUAUGAACCAAAAUAUUUUGAAUCAAAUGAUAAUACACCAUAUAAUUCAGAUUAA